Messenger RNA from Athalia rosae (coleseed sawfly), 1419 nucleotides. Its product is annotated as B-cell receptor CD22-like. NCBI's taxonomy places the organism in Eukaryota, Metazoa, Arthropoda, Insecta, Hymenoptera, Athaliidae. The transcript is spliced from 6 exons. The record is from RefSeq and is a predicted model, not a curated record. Bases 453 to 1310 code for a protein of 285 amino acids.
CUCAGUCUCGGCGCGAACGCCGAGUGCGACUUAGUUUACGAGCAACGACGCGUCCCGACGUCCCCGCGGACAGGAAAUUUUCAAUCAGGCAUCCCCUCGGAUCGCAACUGCCCCAGGAUUCGCGCUUCUCCCUUAAAAGGGGGAAGCCCUCGUUCCCGGAUUUUGAAAAAAAAAACAACACUUUCUUUUUCCACCCCUCUUCCCGCCCUCCACCCUCUUACUUUAUUUCGCAGUUUUCCGAUUCGACGGAAAUCUCGGAACUAAAAACUCUGAGCAUAGAGAUCUGUAUCUUCCGUUACUUUUCGUCCCUCCACCAAUUAUUCAACGGCGAGGAGUGCUUAUUAUUUGAAGAACUCUAACACCUCCAGUUCGUCGAACUAACACACGUACUGCGUAAUUAAGUGGUGAAAAUGCUACUGUGAUUGGAUCUGUAUAAUAUAUAAUCGAAAACCAUGAAAAGCCUCGCGACUCUCCGAAGAUUCCAACUGUUCUACGCGCCGUUACUGCUACUCGCGGCUGCUACGGGAGUGCGAGGCUUGCGCAACGUAUCGAUAAAAAUACCUAUAGCGGUAACGCCUGGCUCCACGGUUACUAUGACCUGUCAGUACGACCUAGAAACGGAUCCACUCUACACGGUCAAGUGGUACAAGGGGCGUACGGAAUUCUUCAGAUAUGUCUUGAAAGAACAUCCUCACAUAAAGGUCUUUCCCCUACAAGGUGUCAACGUCGAUACCUCAGCUAGUGACUCCCAUAAUUUAGUUCUCCACGACGUCCAGUCAAAUCUUACAGGAAAAUACAGGUGCGAAGUCUCCGCUGAUGCACCUUCCUUCCACACUGAAAUGGUUUCGAGCUAUAUGCACGUCGUCAACCUUCCUGAGGGGGAUCCAGAGAUUCGUGUUGAGAAACUGAAAUACGCGGUGGGUGACGUUGUCCGUGGAAACUGUACGUCACCACCGGGGAAUCCCUCGGCCAACGUCACGUGGUCCGUAAACGGAUUACCGGUGAAUGCAAGUUACACGCUGACGUCGCCACCCGUAACAGAGAAUUCGAUUGUGUCGGUGGUAGCUGGAUUGGACUUGGAAAUUGCCUCGGACAAUUUCAACCACGGCAGACUUCACAUCACGUGUCGAGCAAACGUCUUCCAUCUUUACACAGCUCAAACGGAGAUAUUCAUCGAAGAAGAAAACCCAAGAUUAGCCUCAGUUCUAGGAACUCGCGAAUCCUCACAUACCGGUAAGGCUGCACGAAGAUUUGAGGAGUGGAUAUCUAUAGGAGCAGUGACGAACCUACUUCUAUUCACUCUGAGAUAACACCGAAAAACGUUCAGUUGAUUUUAUCCGUUUAACUGUAACUGGGAAUGAAGGAGUAAAUUGUUUGUAAAAGUUUGGAAAUUAUUAAAAACCUUUUGUUGAAACAUUA